UCAUGGCUGCACGGUCUGUCACUCUCGGCAUCGACCUGGGCACCACGUCUGUGAAGGCGGCCCUGGUGGAGGCCGCGCGCGGCGACCCUUCCGGGUUCGUGGUACUGGCGAGCUGUGCCCGGCCUGCGCGGGCCGAGACGGCGGCCCAGAGCGCGGCGGCGGGGCCCCAGGGACAAGAGCAGGAUGUGAGGAGAAUCAUCCAGGCCCUCCACGAGUGCCUUGCUGCCCUUCCCCGGCAGCAGCUCUGCAAGGUCUGUGGCAUCGGUGUGUCAGGACAGAUGCACGGAGUCAUGUUCUGGAAAACAGGCCAAGGUUGUGAAUGGACAGAGGCAGGGGCUGCCCCUGUGUUCGAGCCCAGAGCCGUGAGCCACCUGGUAACGUGGCAGGAUGGCAGGUGUGGCAGCAAGUUCCUCGCUUCUCUGCCCCAGCCAGAGUCUCAUCUCAGUGUGGCCACGGGGUUUGGCUGUGCAACCAUCUUCUGGCUUUUGAAAAAUAGCCCAGAGUUCCUGAAGUCCUACGAUGCAGCUGGCACUAUCCAUGACUAUGUGGUUGCCAUGCUGUGUGGCUUGACAAGACCCCUGAUGUCCGACCAGAAUGCCGCUAGCUGGGGAUAUUUCAACACCAGGAACCAAAGCUGGAACUUGGAGAUACUGAGGGACGCAGGCUUUCCCGUCCACCUGCUCCCGGACGUCACCGAGCCUGGCAACGUGGCAGGCAGAACUUCCCAGGCCUGGUUCGAGAUCCCAAAGGGGACACAGGUGGGCGUGGCCUUGGGGGAUUUGCAGGCCUCUGUCUAUUCCUGUAUGGCCCAAAGGACAGACGCAGUUCUCAACGUCAGCACCUCGGUGCAGCUGGUAGCCUCCAUGCCUUCAGGAUUCCAGCCAGUGGAGACUCCAGACCCUGCAGCUCCAGUCGCCUACUUCCCGUACUUUGACAGGACCUACCUGGCGGUGGCAGCAUCACUCAAUGGGGGCAACGUGCUGGCCAUGUUCGUCCACAUGCUGAUCCAGUGGAUGGCGGAUCUAGGCCUGGAGGUUGAAGAAUCCACUGUGUACUCACGCGUGAUCCAGGCUGCUGCACAGCAGAAAGACACCUGCCUAACCAUCACUCCAACAGUGCUGGGCGAGAGGCACCUGCCAGACCAGCUGGCCUCAGCGACCAGAAUCUCCUCCUCUGACCUCUCCCUGGGGCACGUGACCCGGGCUCUGUGCAGAGGCAUCGUUCAGAACCUGCACUCAAUGCUUCCUUUUCAGCAGCUCCAAGAGUGGGGCGUGGAGCGGGUGAUCGGCAGUGGGAGUGCGCUGUCCAGGAACGAGGUGCUGAAGCAGGAGGUGCAGAGGGCUUUCCCUUUCCCAGUGUCCUAUGGGCAGGAUGUAGACGCAGCUGUAGGGGCCGCUCUGGUUAUGCUCCAGAGAAACCUUAACCAGCAGGAGUAUUAG
Lipotes vexillifer (Yangtze River dolphin) is the source of this 1439-nucleotide messenger RNA. It is a transcript of the gene SHPK, whose product is annotated as sedoheptulokinase. Bases 3 to 1439 code for a protein of 478 amino acids. Gene Ontology annotation, molecular function: sedoheptulokinase activity. The record is from RefSeq and is a predicted model, not a curated record. Lineage: Eukaryota; Metazoa; Chordata; Mammalia; Artiodactyla; Lipotidae. Gene Ontology annotation, cellular component: cytosol. The transcript is spliced from 7 exons. Gene Ontology annotation, biological process: phosphorylation; cellular response to lipopolysaccharide; glycerol metabolic process.